AUGCUUCGAGAUGAUAUCGAUCAUGGAACAGUUAAGGCAUUGAUCGUGUCGAAACUGGCCUUCAGAAGACUUGUCUACGAGCGGAGUACCAUUUCCGAUGGCUUACCACAGGGCGGUCGCACGCCAUCCAAGCAGGAGUUUCUAGGCGAAAUCGAGCACAACCGAUCCGUCUUGCACAACUUUUUGCGUGUCGAAUUGAAGGCGCUACCAGUGGCAAACGUAAAAAGCAAAGUUUAUAGUCAAAAUAGCAAUGCUUAUAUUCUAGCAACCGAAAGUGGAGACUGCAAGUGGAUGGAUCUUCAACACAUUGGAGGACAUAAUCGGCGGAGAAAUUGAGGACGCGGUCAACAGAGUUUUCGAUGCGAUCACUGAGCGAGGCCUCCGCGACACAACUGCUCUAGAAGCGGAUAUAUCCGAUGCUCUGAACAGUCUUGUCUCACGGAGAGCCAUCGAUUGCUUCGUAAAAGAGAUUGUUAGUCUGGUGAGCAGCAGUAUGACGUUCCUCGAAUGGUGCGGGUCCGUCCGUUAUCGGUCUGUUACCGAUUUUGGAGGGGAAGCGACUAACGACGGUGAGCAAGGAAUACAGCUGAUACCAUGUGAAUCGAACAGUUACAGGGGACAUCGUGAUAGUAGAUGAUAGCGUCGAAGAUCCGCCAAGUCGGCCAGAGAGACCUCAUCUCCAUCGACGUCCCGUCUUCAAUCCAUUUUUUAGUGAGUUAGCUACCUAUUCCUACAGUCUAACUGAAUUAUGUGAUUUUCAGAUACUGGCCUUCGCAAUCCAUUUGUGAAUCACGUGAGUUACCCGAACAUUAGCGCCAUGAUCAACGUGAGUCUGUCGUUGUAGCGAGCUUCUUCUUCGGACACGGAUCAGGACGAUGACAACAUCUACUUUCAGGCUCCGCUUUAUCUCGGUCCGCCAGUCAACCCGUUUCUCCCACCUCGCCAAGCACAGAGUAAUCGAUACAUUUGAGGGAAAGCGAAUUAUACAUUAUUCCACUUUCAGAUAUUCCAUCUCCCGGCGUUUUCUGGGCUGAUUUGACUCGACCUGCUCCUGGACCGAACAGAUCGAACAACGUGGAUGUCGUUGACCUUUCUGACGAUGAGGAUGGCGAAUCUGGCGAAUCAGAAGAAUACGACGGAGUCGAAGUAGAAGCUGACGACGUUCAAGUGCUCAAUCCGAAUGGAGCCAUCACACUCGAUGAAACCAUGGAGUCGGAGCCAUCAGAGUCAUCCAGCAACCGAAGAGGAAGGAAAAGGAAGAGUGAAGAAAACCAACUCGAAAGAGCGAUAAGAUCAGAUCGAGCUGCUGCUAUACCGGAUGGAUUUUGCGAGGAUCUUCAGGAUUUGAUGGCGAAAUACAAUAUUCAUACGGAUUCGGCGAUGGAAAUUAUAUCUGCUGCAACGCAGGAGAUCGUCGAGAGAAAGCCAUCACCACCGAAGAGAGCUGCUGGCGGAAGACCGUAAGUUCGCUUUUAGCUGAAUCUUCAUUCGUCGAAAAUUGUUGCAGUGCUUCUAGUUUUCUGUCGACUGAUGAGACUCCGCAGAAAUCAGCUUUUUCUAAAUGUAUGCUUAUUUUUAUUAAAGUUGACAAUAUGAUAAAUUUCAGACAUCGCGAAACACGGGCUCGGUCCAUAG
Caenorhabditis sp. 36 PRJEB53466 is the source of this 1635-nucleotide messenger RNA. NCBI's taxonomy places the organism in Eukaryota, Metazoa, Nematoda, Chromadorea, Rhabditida, Rhabditidae. The record is from the annotation of a GenBank genome assembly.